GCAGGAGGCGUGUUUUCGUGCUGUCAUACGGAGAAUGGCACCGGGAGUGUUUAAAUGCGUCGAGUGUAACGAAGACGCGAACGAACUGCAUCGAGACUACAGCAAUGGCAUACUUAAGAUCACCAUAUGUAGUUCCUGCAAGAAGCCAGUGGACAAAUACAUUGAAUAUGAUCCAGUAAUUAUUCUGAUAGAUGCCACUCUGUGCAAAAUCCAGGCGUUUAGGCAUAUCCUCUUCAACACUGAGAUUAAUAUCCACUGGAAGCUGUGCGUAUUCUGUCUGCUGUGUGAAGCAUAUCUGCGCUGGUCUCUCCUGCAGGGCUCUCAGUCCAGCAAUGACCCUGCCGAUAUCAUCCGCUACACCAAAGAAUGGGAGUUUUACUGCAUGUUUGCACUGGCUGCUCUGGAGCUGACUGUGUACUUCGUCGGCGUGCUUGUGAUUCUCUGGACAGUGCAGUGUUUCUCUGGCACGUCUUUACAGUUUGCUCCUCUUCUGAAGGCUCUUCUGCUGUCCAGCUAUGGCAAAGUGCUGCUGAUUCCCGCAGUGAUCUGGGAGCAUGAUUUCUCCCCGCUCUGCUUCAGCCUCAUACGACUCUUCGUUCUCACCUCCAAUUCACAAGCCAUACGAGUGAUUCUGAACUGCAGUCGGCGUCUGUCUCUGCUGGCCGUGUGCGGUGGUCUGCUGUUGGAGAUGUGGGUCACACAGGCUGUAAAAACACUUCAGGUCUGUUCACAAGAUUAUCUGUCAAUGCUCUAGAUCAGAAGAACAUCACCGAUUUGCUCCAAGAGUCUGAAAACUCAGGUUUGUCUCAAGCUUUUGACCUAACUCCAUGAUUCUUUGCUCACCAAUGGUUCAAAUGCCUUCGGCAAGAAAGAGGAAGAGAAUGUUUGAUUUACUGAACUGUUUACCUUGUUAAAUCUCCGAAGUGAAAUGUAAAGACAUGCUUGUCAUUACUUCAGAGAUGUUGUUUGAUCGAGACAGGAAUUCGCUGGCAAGGCCAAGUGAAACUAAAUGAGGUCGCAAAGAGCAAAUUGUUUAUCUUUACUAUGGUUACUGCGUGGUUAUGAGAUUUUUUACUUGCAUUUAAAGGGAUAGUUCACUCCAAAUUCUGUUGAACGCAUAAGAAGAUAGUUUGAAGAAUGCUGGUACUUCCAUAGUUGGAAAAAAUACUAUAAAAGGUCCAACAUUCUUCAAAGUAUCUUUUGUGUUCACUUAAUAAAAAAUAAAAAGAUUUUUGCUGCUUGUUCAAGCUACUUAUUUAAAAUGAGCUUAAACAACCCAGUUUCUUUUGGGAAACUUACUUGUUUAGGUUCAAUAAACUUAAAUUUGUUCGGUUAACUUAAUCAAUUUGUGUUGGGACAAAUAAAUAUAACAAAUAAACUCUAGGAUGGAAUUUUCAUUUUUUGGGGGUGAACUAUCCCUUUAAAUCUGUUAUUUAACAACCUGACAACACAAUUACUGAGAGUUUUUUUUUUGGGACAACUUAAUUGUUUUAUGUUCAAUCUACUUAAAUUUGCAAAAACGAAUAAGUUUACUCAAUUCCUACAAAUGGAUUGUGUUGAAGCCAUCAUUUUGUACAGUGUAGGCUGAAAAAACUACAGGCCUGUAUGUUUGUAAAGACUUUUGAAGGCACUGCGUCGCAUUCCUGAGGUCGUUCGUCAAAUUCCUCAAUUAGCUCUGCUGGGAGAAGAUGUUAAGUCAAAUAUACUGCAGAUGCCUGUGGACCGGUCGUGACACGAAACCUUCACACACUGUAAUGAUCUAGCAAAAUAAUGGGCGGUUUAUGUAUGGACUGUUUUGCUGAUGUCACCAAACCCCUAUUACAUAAACGUGAAGUGUGAGCUUUCAGUAAGAACAACAGUUGUGUAACUCAUACUGAAACAAACUCUGGGAAUAAAUCUCACACUUCUUUGUGAAACAGCUGCUUAAUGUUUUGUAACUGUUCCGAGGAGGAGGAUUGUGGUUAUUAAAGAGAGUGUUUAACAAA
This is a messenger RNA of Danio aesculapii, 1985 nucleotides long. RefSeq names its product ARV1 homolog, fatty acid homeostasis modulator (gene arv1). Gene Ontology annotation, biological process: regulation of plasma membrane sterol distribution; sterol metabolic process; sphingolipid metabolic process. The transcript has 5 exons. The coding region runs from base 35 to 754 and encodes 239 amino acids. Gene Ontology annotation, cellular component: Golgi apparatus; cortical endoplasmic reticulum. NCBI's taxonomy places the organism in Eukaryota, Metazoa, Chordata, Actinopteri, Cypriniformes, Danionidae. The record is from RefSeq and is a predicted model, not a curated record.